CUUUACCCCUGAGGGAGCCCUUCCAGAAAUUCUCGAAGGCCUGGGCUGAACCCAGGCCUAAGAGGGGGUUUGGAAAUAGUUUUCAACCAGCAAUAGACGCGUCUCGGUUAGAACCUCACGGACUGCGUCAUUGCCCCAAGCGCAAAGAUGGUUGGUUAUGUCUCACCCAUCUAAUUUUAUAGUCCUCAGUUACCUCCGCUACCUAAUCUAUUAGCGAUGUGGGAUUCUAGUUCUCACCUCAAACCAUGCUGGUUCUGACUUUUGAGUACCCCUUCACAAAAACGUGGCCUGAAAGUGAAAAAAGGCUCAGUGGGAUGUUUAGGAAGAACCGUAACGUUCUCAUCAAACAUCCUUUUGGAUCUGAAUGAUUUAUUUGAAUGAUGGGCGAUGGUAAAAGCAGCUCUCUCCUACAUUUCUCAUUGCCCUUUGGUUCUAUACAAACUCUUCACACACAGAAAAAUCCACAACGCUCUUUUCCCUCAAGAACCACUCGUUUCCGCUCUCAUUCUUGUUUUAAACUCUUGCUCUUCUAUUUCAUACUGCCGGGCAAUUCAUGCCCGCGUAAUCAAAUCUGUGGAUUAUAGCGAUGGGUUUAUUGGUGAUCAGUUGGUGUCUAAGUACGUUAAAUUUGGAGGUGCAGAAGAUGCACAGAAGUUGUUUGAUGAAAUGCCGCACAAGGAUGUGGUCUCCUGGAAUUCUUUAAUUUCUGGGUUCUCGCAAAUGGGGUGUAUUGGUAAAUGCCUAAGUACACUUUUUAGGAUGAAAUUUGAGAUGGGAAUGAAACCUAAUGAGGUCACACUUUUAUCUGUAAUCAGUGCCUGUACUGAUUUUGUAGUACUAGAUGUAGGCAAGUACAUUCAUGGGUAUGCACUGAAGUUAGGAAUAUUGUUGGAAACUAAGGUUGGCAACUCUCUCGUUAGUAUGUAUGGGAAGUCCGGGUAUUUAGAUGCAGCUUGUCGAUUAUUUGAGGCAAUGCCUAUUAGGAAUAUUGUUUCAUGGAAUUCAAUGGUUAUGAUUUAUAAACAAAAUGGGUUUGCGGAGGAGGCGGUUAGUUGUUUUAGUUUGAUGAGAAUGGCUGGAGUUGAGCCUGAUGAAGGUACUAUUGUGGUCUUGCUUCAGGCUUGUGAAGAUUUAGGUGUAGGAAAACUAGCAGAGGGCGUUCAUGGUUUAAUCCUUUGUUAUGGUAUCAAUGCAAAUGGAAGAAUUUUGACUGUGCUUUCGAAUUUGUAUGCAAAGUUGGGGAGAUUAGACACAUCAUGGAAGGUUUUCAGAGAGAUGCUUAGUCCGGACAGAGUAGCUUGGACAGCCAUGCUUGCUGGCUACGCUGUGCACGGGCAUGGAAAGAAAGCAAUGGAGAUCUUUGAAAGCAUGAUUAAGGAAGGCUUGGAGCCUGAUCAUGUUACCUUCACACAUCUGUUAAAUGCUUGUAGCCAUUCAGGGUUUGUCAAGGAGGGAAAGUAUUACUUCAAGAUCAUGUCUGAAGUAUAUGGAAUUGUACCCAGAUUGGAUCACUAUUCAUGCAUGGUUGAUCUUCUUGGUCGCUCUGGUCUUCUGAAUGAUGCUUAUGAGCUGAUUAUACACAUGCCAAUGGAACCUAAUUCUGGUGUCUGGGGAGCCCUCCUUGGUGCUUGUCGGGUUUAUGGUAACAUUGAGCUGGGAAAAGAAGUUGCAGAGCGACUAAUUGCUUUAGACCCGUCAGAUCCCAGAAACUAUAUCAUGCUUUCAAAUAUUUAUUGUGCUGCUGGUCUAUGGAGAGAUGCUUCACAGGUGAGGACUUUGAUGAAGGAUAGAGGUCUCAUCAGAACAUCUGGAUGCAGUUUUGUUGAACAUGGAAACAAAAUCCAUCGCUUUGUAGCUGGUGAUCGAUCUCACCCUGAGUGGGAGAAGAUAUAUGUAAAGUUGGAAGAACUGAUCGAAAAGGUUCGGAGGGCUGGAUUUGUGUCUAAAACUGAAUUUGUUCUACAUGAUGUUGAAGAGGAGAUUAAAGAGGAUAUGAUCAAUAAACACAGUGAGAAGCUAGCCAUUGCAUUUGGGCUUUUGGUGACCAAUGCAGGCAUGCCGUUAAUUAUAACAAAGAAUCUUAGAAUAUGCGGUGACUGUCACAGCACUGCAAAGUUCAUAUCACUGGUUGAGAAGCGUACUAUCAUAAUACGAGAUCCAAAGCGAUUUCACCACUUUGACAAUGGACUCUGCUCUUGUGGUGACUAUUGGUGAUACUCUCCUUUAUUGCAUGAUUUACAAAUUACAUCGUGACUGUCGUGUAACGAUCACUGAAAUGCACAAAACUUUUGUCUAUGACAAGUAUUGCUUGGCUAUAUAUACACGAAAUCAAAUUUUUUACAAUGAUUACAUUUUAAUUGGAUUAAAAUUAGAAGAUGCUAGCUACCAGUCCAGGCUAAUGAUUUAACAAAAUAGAAUAGCCCAAAUAGAACUAAAUUUGAUUUUCCUUUUCUUGACAGUGCCCUAGAUGCAUAUGUUGAAAGGAAUGAGCAAUGCCAAAUAGAUGGCACAAGAUUCUGUUGGUAUUCGUUUACAUCUUCAUGUGAAGGAAGUGGCUCAAAUGCACUGGGUAACUGAUCCUAAAGAAUAACUGUGUUGGGUGACAUUGAAGGUCAUUUGAAAAAUAUGGCAAAAAUGUCUUUCAGAUGGGACAUAAAACUAACAGGUUUCCUCCUCCCUAGCCAGAGGAAGGCUUGGGUGGCUACUCUUUCUGACGGUAACAACAAUUUCUAUUGCAAACAAGCAUUAUUCAGUGCUGUGUUUACACUUGAUCUGUAGGUCUAUCCCAAAACUCCGUCCACCAUCUUGCUCAGCAAGUCAAACUUAAAAUUGAGCUCCAAAUGCGCAAGGCAAUCAUCCUCCGUCACCUCAAUUUCAUGCACCCCUAAUUCCUCCAAGAAAAUUGUAACUACAUGAUGAGCGGUUAUUUCAAACAGUGCUUCCACUUUGGUUGUCACCUUAUUAUUCUCUGCUUGUCGUUGAAUCUUCAAAUCCUUCUCCAGUGACAACCAAGUGUGGUACCCUGUUCUGUUUUCCAUCCAUCUCGAUUAAUUAGCAUGUUGUCAUUGAAUCUUCCCACUACGUAGAGCAGGUAAGGCCCAAACAAGAUACCUAUGCACAAGUUUAAUUGUGUGUUUGUGUAACGGUCAGGUGACCAAAAUAUAUUGAAGUUCAUGUAGGAUUAAUCCUAACCUUUACAUACAUAUUUAAGGUUCUUUGUAAGUUGUAACAUAUACAGCUGCUAAGGGCUUUUUCUAUGAACAUAAGGCCGUCAAGCGGAAUCUUCUA
Messenger RNA from Quercus robur (English oak), 3288 nucleotides. RefSeq names its product pentatricopeptide repeat-containing protein At5g40410, mitochondrial. NCBI's taxonomy places the organism in Eukaryota, Viridiplantae, Streptophyta, Magnoliopsida, Fagales, Fagaceae. The record is from RefSeq and is a predicted model, not a curated record. Gene Ontology annotation, molecular function: zinc ion binding; RNA binding; protein binding. Gene Ontology annotation, biological process: RNA modification. Bases 388 to 2214 code for a protein of 608 amino acids. The transcript has a single exon.